Molecule: messenger RNA, 741 nt
Organism: Budorcas taxicolor (takin)
Lineage: Eukaryota; Metazoa; Chordata; Mammalia; Artiodactyla; Bovidae
Product: proteasome activator complex subunit 3-like
Exons: 1
Coding region: 1-741 (246 amino acids)
Biological process (GO): regulation of G1/S transition of mitotic cell cycle; positive regulation of endopeptidase activity; regulation of proteasomal protein catabolic process
Cellular component (GO): nucleoplasm; proteasome activator complex; cytoplasm
Molecular function (GO): endopeptidase activator activity
Source: RefSeq, a predicted model, not a curated record
AUGGCUUCUCCGCGGAAGCUAGAGCAGGACGUGCAGGCGAAAGUAGAUUCAUUCCGGGCCCGCAUUGCCCAGGAGGCCGAGGAUCUAGUGUCCACCUUCUUCCCUCAGAAGCUCUCGGAGCUAGAUAGUCGGGUCCAGGAGCUCCGCCUGCAAGACUUGUCCAGAAUCCGUUCAGUGCCAGCCCCAGAGAGCCUCAUCGCCCCAGACACUGUGGGUGAUGGGCCCAACCGGGAUCCGCCACCUCUGCAGACCCAGUCCUCCAUCAAGGUACUAGCACUGCCCGGCGGCGAGGGACAGCUUCUGCGAAGCAACCAGCAUCUGGUGGAGCUGAUUGAGCGUGUAAAGCCUGAGAUCGAGCUGCUGAGAGAGAAGUGCAACACCGUGCGGAUGUGGGUGCAGCUGCUCAUCCCGAAGGUGGAGGACGGCAACAACUUCGGAGUGUCCAUCCAGGAAGACACCGUGGACCAGCUGUGGACUGUGGAGAGCACAGCAGCCUCCUAUCUACGCCGCUUCUCCACCUACUACAACACCCGAGCCAAGCUGGUAUCCAAGAUAGUGAAAUACCCCCAGGUGGAAGAUUAUCGCCGCACUGUCGCGGAGGUCGACGAAAAUGAGUACCUGAGUGUGCGCCAGAUCCUGCUCCAUGUACGGAACCAGUAUGCCACUUUGCAUGAUGUAAUCCUCAAAAACAUUGAGAAGAUCAAGACCCCUCGGAGCACCAACACUGACAACCUUUACUGA